Porites lobata is the source of this 5063-nucleotide messenger RNA. The record is from the annotation of a GenBank genome assembly. Lineage: Eukaryota; Metazoa; Cnidaria; Anthozoa; Scleractinia; Poritidae.
GUUUACAUGGCGUCGCUUACAUGGAGGGCCUUGAAACGCUUAUACGCGCUCUCUGGCUUGCGGGUUAGCAAAGUGACUGCGACCACCUCAAGUAUGCCACCAAAGGCGGUUUCUGAAGUUAUCUUUCACCUGAGAGACAUCAACCAAGCAAUGACAAAUGCUUGGGAAAAAGAAUUUGCGCCGUACUCUAAUACUGUUAAGGUAUACUAAAGUUCACAUUCUUUUAAAAAAAAUGCCAUACCGUAUUUAUUCGAUUAACCGCCCUGGGCGCUUAUUGAAGUUUUGGACCUUGAGAGUGGGCGCUUAUUCGAGGCUGGGCGCUUAUUAAAUUUUCACCAUUUUUAACAACAAAAUGCGAAGAUGUAACAAAGCAAGGUUUCUGCAAAACAUUCUGAAGAAAACUCCAUCUUCAGGAAGUCUCUUAUUAGUAAUUAUUCUUUUUGGGGGGGUGGGAAACGGGUUGAGCGCUUAUUUGAGUUUGAGUGGGAGUGGGAUGGAGGUGGGGUGGGGUGGGGGUGGGUGCUUAUUCGAGGCUGGGCGCCUAUUAACUUUAUCUGCCUUUAGGAUGGGCGCUCAUUCGAGGUGGGCGCUAAUUCGAGGUUGGGCGCUUAUUCGAAUAAAUACGGUAUUCUAAAAGGUGAUUAUUCAUUCAGAUAUUUCAUUUCUUUGUUUCUAAUUGGCUUAAAAUUCUGAUCUUAUAUAACCAGCUUGCGUUGACCAAAUUUGGAAAACGUUUGCGAUAUUAGCUGGUAAAAUGACAUCAAUGGUACAGGCUAUUGCCAGAAAAAUGGAGUUCAACUGAGAAGCCUUGGGGAGAAGGCUGAGGGCAGGUGAUUUUACAGGUCACAUUCCACAGGUCAGAAUACAGUUCACCGUGCUACAGAUGAUUAAACAAGAGCAGAAGUGCCUCCUAGCCCUAAUCCUUAUCCAAAUGUUGUUUUUGUAAGGUCGAGUGAUAGCUUGGUUGUUUUGGUGGAGUAGGAUCGGAGAAAAGGCAGAAAAGUUUGCACAUUUUGCAAAAAAAAAUAGCGGAACUUCUGCAUAAUGCAUCCGUCAAAUCCAUUGUUUUCCUUGGAUGGUAAAUUUCUGGGGGCUGGGACACUUGAGCUGCCAAAUGCCACGUGAUGGGGAUGAGAAACGAGGGAAAAUGCCCUGCCCUCAAUCCUCACUGCAGUGGUUUUCAUUGAUCGCACAGUCUAAUAAUGCCACGUUAAGCAUUUUUAAUGUGAAAUUUUUUUAUAAAUAGUUCGUAGGCAAAAAAAGUGCCAUAAAAUUAAAAUCAGUGCAUAAAGCUAUCUGUUCUAAAUAGUUUAAUAAUAUGAAAGGAGGGAUCAUACAUGAUCAUGACGUAUUAAAAUUAUCACCCCUAAAUUUUAUUCAAAUAAAAAAAAAACAUGGAUUCACAUUCGUCGAUAGCUCCCAAUUUCACAGUGUAAGUUCUGUCUUGAUAAACAAUGAAGCAAGUAUGUAUAAAAUCAAGAAAACAAGCAAACAUGCAAAACAGGCUUCAGGUACAAGUACUCAAUUUUAUUUUAUAUUUCUCUCAAUUUUCUGGACAUCAGUUUCAGUUAAGUACAUGGAUACUCAAUUUGUAAGUAUUAUUACUAGAAUUGGGUUAAAAUAUCACAUCAGUUGUGAAAAUAAAUUGAUUUGAGGACUGACAUUUUAUGACACCUUUUAAUAUAUCUUUAUGUUAACAUUAGGUGUCCUGUGGUGAUAUAUUUAAAGGAGCCCCUGCAGUGGAUGCCAUUGUGUCACCAGCAAACAGUUUUGGUUUCAUGGAUGGAGGUAUUGACAUGGUAGGAACAUUUGCAGAAACCUUGCUCCAUUGUCACAAAAAUGUGGGGAAAUGUCCUGGGGAAGGGGGAGUAGGCAACAAAUUUUUCUGAGGCUCCCCCUCAAGGUCCCUUUUGUAUAUCCUCUACUUACAAAUGGUAACCCCUUUCACCUACCUACAGUCAAACCUCCACUAACAGCCACCUCUCCACAAUCAGGCCGCUUUCUUCUGUCUCCAAGGUGACCAUUGUGGAGAGGUUUGAUUGUAGUUUGGAGCAAAAAAUGAUCCCUUUUAACUGCUGUAAACAAUGCACCUGCUUUUAAAUAUAAAUAAGGAAGUUUUCUUGUCUCUUUCACAACCAUAAAAUGCAUCUGACGGUUGGCCCUUUUUGGUCCUUUUAUUAUUAGGGGUUAUAUCUUGCUAUUUGCUAUAGAAAGCUAAAACAUGUCUUCACAUCAAUUAUUGAAUUCCAAAAAUUCUUUAUUCAGUUUUGUUAUUCCCAACUAUAUUUGGGCAUUGAAACUGUUUCCUGUCAUCUGCAGUUGCUGGCUGUUGAUGACAAGGAUAGACAUGGGUUGUCAAACUUGAAAAAAGUGGGUCACAUUUUUCAAAUUUUAAUGCAAAAGUUAGUGCAGCUAGUGCUCCCUGAUAGCAUGUUUUUGAUAUCUUAACCCUAUAGAUGCAUUUUGUGCAUAUGUAAAGGCACUAAAGGCGGGGGGGGGGGGCGUAUUCAACAAAUGUUUAUACUGGGAGGCUCCACUCCGAGGUCCAACCCCUUACCCUAGCCUUUUAUAUACCAUUUUUCACGAAAAAGGUACUGUCCCCUUCCGUAUACCUUGUAUUGACAAUGGUACCCCUUUCACAUACCAUGUUUAGAACUUUGCAUCCUUUUUAACUGCUGUAAAUGCACUGUCUUUUAAAUAGGAAUCAUUCACAAAAAUGAACCAAAUAAAGCCAUAAAAUUCAUCUGUUUGCCCUUUUGGACCCUUUCACAGACCCAAAUGACAGAUUUGCCUACCCUUUUAUAUAAUUCAACAAGUGAAAUACAUACCUUUUCAUAUACCUGAAGCCUAAAACAGAUACCCCUUUCAGGCGGAGCCUACCCGUAUAGGCCAUCAUAGGGAGUACCCCCGGUAAGGACUUCAAAACAGCAAUAUAUCUUCAUGACAAGGUCCAUUAAUGCUGGCUUAAACAUGUCCUUUUUCUAACCUUGUCUUCAUUAUGUAUUGAUUAAUUUUCUAAUAAUACUGUAGGUUUACAUCAAUCAUUUUGGUUGGCAAAUGCAGCACAGACUACAAGCAGUGAUAAGAGUGGACUAUGAUGGUGAAAUACCUGUGGGUCAAGCAGCAAUCAUAGAGACACUCCCUCCUGAUGACAGUGAUGAAAAUUUCAAAGAUCCACAAUUUAAUGAAGGGAAACUGAUAAAAUACCUUAUCAGCGCUCCAACCAUGAGAGUUCCAAUGGAUGUAAUUCAUAGCGUGAAUGCUUACUUAGCAUUCAGGGCUGUCAUAAGAGCUGGUUAGUAUGAACUCAAGAUGUGAUUCAGUACUUAUAGUUACUGUUCUAAAUAGUUUUUGGGCCUUUACAGAGGAAACAAUAUUAUUUGACUCUAUAGUCUUAACAAAUUAUUUUUUAUUGAGCUUAGUGAUAGUUAUUGUAUAAGGCUUGAAGCCUUAUACAAUAACAGUUUGGAUGGUGCACCUGUGGUUAAUCAAACUGUGAGUGACAGCAAGACUAUCACAGUCCAGAUCGGUAGAAUGGUUUCAAACCAGUUCAUGUUUUCUAGGGUUAUACUGCCAUAAUCCAAGAAAAACAAAAAUCCAACACCAGUUGAAAUCAUUUAACCUAAAAUCUCAUACCCAGAUCUCUCUCGACCAAGUGGACAGAGUGAGAUAUGGGUAUUAGUUCCAAAAUGGUCUUAUUUUUUUCUGUUCCCACUAUGUUUCAGUUAAAGAUCACAACAGAACAGUGGAAAAUCCUGAGGAUCAGAUCAACACUGUGCUUUGCCCUGGCCUAGGUACUGCAGUUGGUAGAAUGCCUACAAGGCGAGCUGCAUUCCAAAUGAGACAGGCCUUUGAAAUUUGUGCCUUGGGUAAAGAAGGUCCACUUACAAAUCCAGAUUGUCUCAGUGCUGUAUACAAUCAUCAUGAAGCCAUGUUAUGUUAUUGAUAACAUAAUAUUGGUCAACAUGUCAACUCAAAUAUCAACAAACAUCAGUCUGCAAUUAGACUUCAACUGCUGAUGGCAACCACGGUGUUUUUUUUGGAAAAAACCAAAUAAAUAUCAUACAGCAAUUAACAUGAUUGAUUAAGAGGUAUCGCCAAGUAUCAGUCUUUAGAAGCCGUUGUAAACUAUGGAAAUAGGUUAUUCCAGGUACUGGACAAUGAAUAGAAACUGAGAGCCACAGGGUCCCUACUUUGCUGGUCUCUGUUUAAGUAGUAUUCUCGUUGAGAUUUUCCAUUCUGCCAAGAUUUGUCAAGAUGCCGAGUGCUAGUCUAUAUCAGGGCCAUCUUUAAUAUCAGGAUAUUGGUACCCAACACUGGCAUUAAAUUUUGUUCUCAGACCAAACUUUUCAUCUGACUGAAUUUCCGACAACCGAAAUACUAUAUUCCCUCCAUUGGGCGGCAUAUUAUGGAUGUAUUCUCUAGAUAAGCUGUAUUAGUGACUGAAAUGUUCGCCUCAGGCAUUUUCUUAGAAGUCGGUAGGUCAAAAGUGGCAUUCGUUCAAGCGUAGCAUUUAUCACAGAGAUAUUUUGUUUUCCAUUUUCAAAACUUUAGUCUCAGUAGAUAAAUUAAUUAGGUGCACAGAAUUUCACUUCUGUAUCAUUUCGUCAACUCUCUAAACAGUCCUCUGGCACGGAGUUUUUGCGGUUCCGUGAUGAGAAAAACAGAGCCGGAGAGCAAAUGGGAAAUAAAGUGCUAAAAAUCGGCCACGAAUUUGUCCAAACUAUUCUUUAAAAUAUGCAUGAAAUUUGCCAAUAUCUCUUAAACUAUAGAAGACAAUGAGUUGGGACUUCACUAUUGUGUUUCUCUUAAAUCAUUCUUCUUAAUUCUUUAUUGUUUGGAUUAGUACUACGCAUGAAUAAAAGUCCAUUUUGUGUCGUCGUCAGUUGUGGCGUCAGAAACUGAUGAAAUUGGAGAAUUCAAAUUGGACAAGCUCUUCAAUUUUAUGUGCGCUAAAUUUCUGCAAACUAUCACAGUUUUAGAUUAAAUAUACUUAGCUUAUUGAGAGUGUUGAUUUUUUGAUUGGCCACUAGAGAGUCAGGUGACUAGUAACCAUAAUAGCG